Molecule: messenger RNA, 1383 nt
Organism: Prunus armeniaca (apricot)
Lineage: Eukaryota; Viridiplantae; Streptophyta; Magnoliopsida; Rosales; Rosaceae
Source: the annotation of a GenBank genome assembly
AUGGCUACAGUGUCUAUGUCCCUGGUCUUUCAAAACCCACUUAUUUCACCAUACCAUUCUAAAACUAGGCCACUUCCUCGCAACCAAUCUAAUUGGUUUCAAGCUCCAACCAGUACCAGAACCAAACCCACUUCUUCUUUUUCAAGCAUCCGAGCUCAAUCUGGUACGGCUGCUCGCAAGGAGGAUAUUGUCAUAGUUGGCGCUGGAAUUGCUGGUCUUGCCACUGCACUCUCUCUUCACAGGCUUGGAGUUGGGUCCUUGGUGCUUGAGCAAGCAGAAUCACUUCGUACGGGUGGAACUUCACUCACCCUUUUCAAAAAUGGGUGGCGAGUUUUGGAUGCAAUUGGAGUUGGAAAUGAUCUCAGAACCCAAUUUCUUGAAAUUCAAGGGAUGGUGGUAAAGACAGAAGAUGGAAGGGAGCUACGCUCCUUCAAGUUCAAAGAUGAAGAUGAAAGCCAAGAGGUGCGUCCUGUGGAGAGGGGAAUACUGCUGGAGACUCUUGCCAAUCAACUGCCAGCGGGCGCGGUUCGGUUCUCAUCAAAGCUGGAGAAGAUUCAAAAAACAGAAAAUGGUGAAACUUGGUUGGAACUAGUAGAUGGUACUCAGCUAUCAGCAAAGAUUGUAAUUGGAUGUGAUGGGAUUCGGUCUCCUAUAGCUAAGUGGAUGGGUUUUCCUGAGCCCAAGUAUGUUGGUCAUUGUGCUUUUCGUGGCCUUGCAUAUUACCCUGGUGGGCAGCCAUUUGAACCAAAACUGAAUCAAAUCUAUGGAAGGGGCCAACGUGCAGGAUUUCUUCCUGUUUCUCCAACAAAAGUCUACUGGUUUGUCUGCUUCAACAGACAAUCUCCAGGGCAUCUUAUUGCAGGUCCAAAAAUUACUGAUCCGUCCGUGUUAAAGAAGCAAGCUACAGAACUAGUCAGAGACUGGCCUUCAGACCUAGUGAACAUCAUAGACAAUACCCCGGAUGACUUGAUCAUUCGAACACCACUCGUAGACCGGUGGCUGUGGCCGAACAUCAGCCCUCCAGUUUCAGCAGGAAGUGUUGUGCUGGUAGGAGAUGCAUGGCAUCCAAUGACCCCCAAUCUUGGUCAAGGUGCUUGUUGUGCUCUCGAAGAUGCAGUAGUUCUGGCAAGAAAGCUUGCAGGUGCUAUCAAGUCACGACCAGAUACCAUUGGAGAUGCUCUCAGCUCAUAUGGAAGUGAGAGAUGGCCUCGCAUCUUUCCGCUAACGGUUCGUGCAAAUCUUGUAGGGUCACUCUUGCAGUGGGAGAACCCUGUUGUGUGUUCUGUUCGGAACAAUGUCAUCUUCCCCAAGCUUGUUAGGUUAGGACCAUUGUUGGAGCAUACAAAUUUUGAAUGUGAGCCUCUACAAGCUCCAGUUGGGUAA